This is a messenger RNA of Pristis pectinata (smalltooth sawfish), 1524 nucleotides long. It is a transcript of the gene phb1, whose product is annotated as prohibitin. Gene Ontology annotation, cellular component: membrane; mitochondrion. Gene Ontology annotation, biological process: mitochondrion organization. Lineage: Eukaryota; Metazoa; Chordata; Chondrichthyes; Rhinopristiformes; Pristidae. The transcript is spliced from 6 exons. Bases 80 to 901 code for a protein of 273 amino acids. The record is from RefSeq and is a predicted model, not a curated record.
GGAGCGUGUGGGUGACCGUGGCGGCUGGCGAGCGUCGUCUGUCUCCUUCGUUGUCCGGGACUGCUCCGAGAAGCCAGAGAUGGCCGGGAAAGUUCUGGAAACCAUCGGGAAGUUUGGACUCGGGCUGGCCAUCGCCGGAGGGAUCGUGAACUCGGCGCUUUACAACGUUGAUGCUGGGCACAGAGCAGUGAUAUUUGAUCGAUUUCGUGGAGUUCAAGAUCUGGUUAGUGGUGAAGGCACACAUUUCCUUAUUCCAUGGGUACAAAGACCAAUCAUUUUUGACUGCCGAUCACAACCAAGAAAUGUUCCAGUUGUCACAGGUAGCAAAGAUUUACAGAAUGUAAACAUCACACUGCGUAUUCUCUUCAGACCAGUGACUGACCAGUUACCCAGGAUUUACACCACCAUUGGUGAAGAUUAUGAUGAGAGAGUCCUGCCAUCUAUCACAACAGAAAUCCUGAAGUCUGUUGUUGCCCGGUUUGAUGCUGGUGAGUUGAUCACGCAGAGAGAGCUGGUAUCCAGACAGGUUAGCGAAGAUUUGACAGAGAGAGCUGCUACUUUUGGACUCAUCCUGGAUGAUGUGUCAUUGACUCAUUUGACCUUUGGCAAAGAGUUCACAGAGGCUGUGGAGCUGAAACAGGUUGCACAACAGGAAGCUGAGCGAGCCAGAUUUAUUGUAGAAAAGGCUGAGCAACAGAAGAAAGCAGCCGUUAUUGCUGCAGAAGGGGACUCCAAAGCUGCAGAACUGAUCGCUGACUCCCUCUCACAAGUCGGGGAUGGUUUGAUUGAACUGAGAAAACUGGAAGCUGCUGAAGAUAUCGCCUUCCAGCUCGCAAGGUCCCGCAAUGUAACCUAUUUACCAUCCGGUCAGUCAACAUUACUCCAGCUGCCCCCACAUUAACAAAGACCUUUGUCACGAUGUGUUGUGUGUCCAAAAUAGCUAAACCUUUUUAUAUGUAUGUCCUUCCUCUCAAUACAAUUUUUUGUACCAAAACAAAAAUUGUAUUGGUAGACCAGGGUGAGAAAGAAUUACAUUAGGAAAAAUAGAUCAAUGAUUGGUUCAAUGUUUAAUUUUUUUCAGCAUUCUUUCCGAUGUGCUGUGAUUUGACUUUUUAGUCAGCUGUGGUUGAUGAGGUUUAUUCUCUCUGCUGAGGGAAUUGCCAGAUUUAAAAAAACAUUCAAAUGACCAAGAUCCAAAGUUAUGUUAUCAAAAUUUUUUUUAGAAAAGUACUGAAAGCUAUAUUCACACAAAAUAAUGUGGAACAUUGCAGAAUUUAAGUAAUAAAAGUUAGUGUGGAGCAAAAUGAUACACAUUGUGUUAAAGCAUGGUGUAAAAUUGAAAUGUGGAUUAAAAUCAAUGAAAGCAUGAAAGUAAUGAUUGUUCCUUCAAUACAAAAUGCUGUAGAAUUUCUGUAUCUAUUCUGUGCUUUGAAUAGCCAGUCUGAAAAAUUGUAUUUAAUGACUGUUGUAAUGGAUGCACAGGUAAUUUGUUUUUUAAUUCAAUAAAUAUACUGAAGUCACUAA